AUCAAAAUCUUGACAAGUUAAGAGAUGUACCACUACUAUUUCUUGAAAACAAAGCUAUAAAAAGGGUCAAAGCAACCAAGUCAUUAGGGGUACAUAUUGAUGAAAGACUAACAUGGCAUGAACAUAUUCAAAAUAUUUUAAAAAAAGUAGGUGCUGGAAUUUCAGGUUUACGGCGG
This is a messenger RNA of Paramuricea clavata, 176 nucleotides long. The record is from the annotation of a GenBank genome assembly. Lineage: Eukaryota; Metazoa; Cnidaria; Anthozoa; Malacalcyonacea; Plexauridae.